AUGUCUGCCGCCAAGGAAUUCACCUACUCGGACGUCUCGGAGCACGCCUCCAAGAAGGACCUCUACAUUGUCAUCCACGACAAGGUCUACGACUGCACAAGCUUCGUCGACGAGCAUCCCGGUGGUGAGGAGGUCAUGCUCGACGUCGGCGGCCAGGACUCGACCGAAGCGUUCGAGGACGUCGGCCACUCGGACGAGGCACGCGAGAUCCUCGACGGUCUGCUCGUUGGCACCUUGAAGCGCGUGGAGGGCGACCCAAAGCCCAAGAGCUACGCACAGCCCGGCUCGACCUCGACCGCGACCGACAGCGCCUCGACAGGUGUGGGCCUCUACGCCAUCAUCCUCGUCGGCGGCGCGCUCGCUUUCGGUGCCUGGAAGUACCUCCAGAGCCAGAGCGAGCAGCAGUAA
This is a messenger RNA of Ascochyta rabiei, 408 nucleotides long. RefSeq lists its product as uncharacterized. NCBI's taxonomy places the organism in Eukaryota, Fungi, Ascomycota, Dothideomycetes, Pleosporales, Didymellaceae. Gene Ontology annotation, molecular function: heme binding. Gene Ontology annotation, biological process: sterol biosynthetic process. The transcript is spliced from 3 exons. The record is from RefSeq and is a predicted model, not a curated record. Gene Ontology annotation, cellular component: intracellular membrane-bounded organelle; endoplasmic reticulum membrane. The coding region runs from base 1 to 408 and encodes 135 amino acids.